AUGGAUUCCCAACACCGACGUAUCGAGCUCCAAACUCCCUCAGAUUUAACAUAUCUUGAAGAAUACGCAAAACGGGUUGCGAGAGACAAGAUUGAUUUGAAUUUCCCGCCCGCCGCCGCCGUUGGCGAGGAUGCGAUGAGAAAAAAAGUGGAAGAACUGGUUGGACAGUAUUUGUCUAGAACGUUCGCCGAAGCAAGGAAAAACAUGAGCAUCAAUGGCAUGCCGGUUCCGAGCGCGGAUGCUGUCGCCGGUGAAGCGUAUGAACCCUUCGACACCACCCAAGCGGACCGCAUUCGCGAUCUCGAAGCACGCAAAGACGCCCUUCAAAAAACCGUCGCUCUCGAACGCCGGAACGGUGCCGCUUCAGCAGCGCGCAACUUUGAAAAGGCAUACACUGCACACGUUGACGCUGAAGACAUGCAGUGGCUGAUGGCGAAGAACGCGGUGAUGGAACGAGCUGAGAAAGAAGCGAUACUGGGAGUGAACGCACCGAAGAGAGAGCAAGAGUAUGUCGAGACGUACAGGAAGGCGAGAGAAGAUCUGGAGGGGCUGAAUAAGGGCCUGGGCGGUACGGUGGGAAAGUUGGAGAGAGCAGUAGGCAGUAGAAGGAGCUUGGACAAGGCUCAAGCGAGCACAUACGGCUUCGCAAGACCUCCGCACGGAUCUCAACCACAUAUUCAACCACCAACCGCCAAUCACCAAGAAGAUCCCGUCCCAGCAAUGGUACGAACAGCCCCAACGGGAGCAGCUUCGAUCUUGAUAUCCUCACAUGCACCUUGGGUAUGUCAAGCGUGUUUCCGUCGGCUUCAGUUGCGCCCACAAGCCGCACCCAAGAGCUUCCAGCUAUCAACUCGACUGCGCAGCCUUCAUACCGAGCUCCGUGUAGACGAUGCCGUACCAUAUCGCAAACUGCUUAAGGAUCAGAAGAACAAGAAGAAGAGCAAGGGCGUGAAGGGAUCAUCCAAUGGCAAAGGCUCCCAGUUGACAGACUGGGAGCUUACAGUCGGCAUCGAGAUCCACGCGGAAUUGAACACCGCGCGAAAGUUAUUUUCCUCAGCGUUGACCUCUACGAAUGAGACUCCAAACACACAUGUCGCCCUCUUCGACGCCGCGUUCCCCGGCUCUCAACCACAGUUCCAGAAAGACACCCUAAUCCCCGCAAUCCGCGCAGCUUUAGCUCUCAAUUGCGACAUACAGAAGCGUAGCACCUUUGACCGUAAACACUAUUUCUACCAAGACCAGCCCAACGGCUACCAAAUAACACAAUAUUAUGAACCCUUUGCCAAGCGUGGCCACAUCACGCUGUAUCCUCACGACGGCAUUGCAGAGCAAGACUAUCCUAGUAUCACAAUUGGUAUCGCGCAAGUUCAGAUGGAGCAAGACACUGCAAAAACUCUCGCCCAACCACCACAUACCCACCUGAUCGAUCUGAACCGCGUCUCGCACCCUCUCAUCGAGAUCAUAUCGCUCCCACAAAUCCAUCACGCGCAGACGGCAGCUGCAUUCGUCCGCAAAGUCCAGGCCCUCCUACGCGCUGUCAACGCCGCCACCCGAGGCAUGGAACAAGGCGGUCUCCGUGCAGAUGUCAACGUCUCGGUACGGAAAAAUUCUGCAGGCCCCGGCGCACUCGCAUACGCCGGUAUUGCAGGUCUCUCACAGCGCACUGAGAUCAAAAAUCUCUCAUCCCUUCGCGCCGUCGAGGAUGCAGUUACCGCCGAACGCGACCGCCAGGUCGGUGUGUUAGAAGCCGGCGGUAUGAUUGAGGGGGAAACACGGGGGUGGACGAUUGGACAGACAAGCACGACGAGGUUGCGCGGGAAGGAGGGCGAGGUAGAUUAUAGGUACAUGCCCGACGCUGAUAUCAUGCCUGUGAUAAUUGGCAAAGACUUUGUCGCGCAUUUGAGGGAAACGCUUCCUAAACUACCGGAUGAGGUGCUGGAUAUGCUUGUUAGGGAGCCGUAUGGGGUGACGGUGAAAGAUGCGAAGACGUUGCUUGCACUCGAUGAUGGAGAGAGGUUGGAUUACUAUUUUGAUGUUGUGCAUAUACUACAAGAGACGCUGGAAUCCGAGGCGGCUGGUGUGAAGGGGAAGGUUGGCAAGAUGGCGGCGAAUUGGGUCCUGCACGAAUUGGGCGGAUUAUUAGCGGCCUCGACAACGGAGUGGGUGCAUAACAGCGUACCAGCCGGAAAGGUUGCAACUAUCAUUGCAUAUCUUCUACGACGAAAGGUGACUGGCAAGGUCGCGAAGCAGCUGCUGAGCACGGUGUUUUAUGAGCCUGAAAGAGAGGUCGAGGAUGUUGUAAGGGAGGAAGAUCUACUAUUGCGGCCCAUGAACGACGAAGAAUACGAAGCCUUGGCGCAAGAUGUCAUCACGAAGAACGAGGACGUGUCGGUUGAGGUGCGCGAGACUGGACAUCAAGGAAAAUUGAUGUUUCUCGUGGGACAACUCAUUAAGCACGGCGAGGAAGGCCGGGUUGAAGCCGAUCGUGCGAAACUGGUGCUGCAAAAGCUUUUAUUAAAGGGAUGA
This is a messenger RNA of Pseudovirgaria hyperparasitica, 2526 nucleotides long. RefSeq lists its product as uncharacterized. NCBI's taxonomy places the organism in Eukaryota, Fungi, Ascomycota, Dothideomycetes, Acrospermales, Acrospermaceae. Gene Ontology annotation, molecular function: glutaminyl-tRNA synthase (glutamine-hydrolyzing) activity. The record is from RefSeq and is a predicted model, not a curated record. The coding region runs from base 1 to 2526 and encodes 841 amino acids. Gene Ontology annotation, cellular component: kinetochore. Gene Ontology annotation, biological process: mitotic sister chromatid segregation; mitochondrial translation; glutaminyl-tRNAGln biosynthesis via transamidation. The transcript is spliced from 4 exons.